UCAGGGUAGCGAAGAUCCAAUGAGUUUGCUAGGGUCCAACCAUCCAGGUAUGAUUCUAGUUUCGGCACCUCUGAUAGGGAGUAAUUUUCGAUCUUGGUGUCGUGCUAUGAAAAUAGCAUUGGGAGCCAAACAGAAGUUAGGGUUUGUGGAUGGUUCUAUUCUGGAACCAGAAGAGGGAUCUGAGGGUUAUGAGAAGUGGAAACGAUGUGACUACAUGGUUACAUCCUGGAUCUUGAACUCUAUGUCUAAGGAGUUGGUAGAGGCAUUCAUAUACACUGCUUCAGCUAGGGAAUUGUGGAAUGAAAUAGCUGAGAGGUAUGGAGAGAAUAAUGGACCUUUGAUUUACCAGAUUCAAAGGAAAAUAAGUUCAAUUAGUCAAGGAAAUGGAUCAGUGGCUGAAUAUUUUACAAGAUUAAAAAAGCUUUGGGAUGAGCUUGCGUCGAUUGAGUGCUUGACUGCAUGUAGUUGUGGUGCUGCAAAAGAACUUGCGGAUAUAACUGAUAGGAACAAAUUGAUGCAGUUUCUCAUGGGACUUGAUGAGAGUUUUGAACAGGCAAGGAAUCAGAUUUUGUUGACAGAUCCUCUUCCAUCAAUAAACAAGGCUUACUCGACGGUUAUAAAGUUUGAAGCUCACAAACAAAUUGCAUCUAAUUUUUCUGAAUUAACUGGUGAGGUGGCUUUGUUUUCUAAGGGGCAAGGUAUUAAGAAAGAACAGAAGAAAUAUGAUCCUAAGAAGGGACAUUGCAAUUACUGCAAUAUGGAUGGGCAUAUAAGGGAGAAUUGUUUCAAAUUGGUUGGAUAUCCAGAUUGGUGGAAGUCUAGGAAUAAGAAUCAACCUAGACAAUAUAAAUCUACUGCAGCACAAGUAGAUAGGGCAGAUCAGUUGUUUACAAAUAUGAAUGCAGUGGAUACGCCACUAGAGGCUUGUGAAGAUAAUCACAGUAUUGAAGAUCUAAGUGUGAGAUUGGGGUCAAUUCAACAAGAAUUACAAAGGUUGAUAAAGGGAAAGGCAUCUGUGGCAGCUAAUGUGAUGGGACCUGUCAAUCAGAAUUAUUCAGGCAACACUACUCUUCAUAGUAUCACAUCUUUUGCUGGACCUUCAGACUGAGAAAGUGAUAGCGGUGGCACAUGAAGUUGCAGGGCUCUAUAAGCUAGAUAAAUCUGGUUUUUUGGCUUCUAGUAUAAAUGAUUGUUUGUUGAGUCUGCAAAACAAUUUCUUGAUUUCUUCACCUGUAAAUACCAUGAUCUCUAAUUCAAGAAUCAAUAAAGAGAAUUACAUUUGUUCUA
Molecule: messenger RNA, 1287 nt
Organism: Hevea brasiliensis (rubber tree)
Lineage: Eukaryota; Viridiplantae; Streptophyta; Magnoliopsida; Malpighiales; Euphorbiaceae
Exons: 2
Coding region: 20-1108 (362 amino acids)
Source: RefSeq, a predicted model, not a curated record